Messenger RNA from Vicia villosa (hairy vetch), 1204 nucleotides. Its product is annotated as ras-related protein Rab5-like. The record is from RefSeq and is a predicted model, not a curated record. Lineage: Eukaryota; Viridiplantae; Streptophyta; Magnoliopsida; Fabales; Fabaceae. Gene Ontology annotation, molecular function: GTP binding; GTPase activity. The transcript has 7 exons. The coding region runs from base 206 to 751 and encodes 181 amino acids.
UGUUUCAUUUUUCAGAACUCUUAACUCUUCCACUUGUCAUUGCUAACAUAUCAUUGUAAUCUUUUAGGUUGUUCUCUUUUCAAGCUUUGAAAACCCUUCUCUGGAGUUACACCAAAGAACUUUCUCCCUUUUUUCUCAUCGAUCGUCUAAGCUAUGGCAAGGAAUAAGAAUUUACAAGCCAAACUGGUGGGUACUUCUAGGGGACAUGGGAACGGGGAAGACGAGUUUGGUGCUUAGAUUUGUCAAAGGUCAAUUUUCAGAAUAUCAGGAAUCAACAAUUGGAGCAGCAUUCUUCACUCAGGUUCUGUCUUUAAAUGAAGCCACAGUGAAGUUUGAUAUAUGGGACACAGCAGGGCAAGAAAGAUACCAUAGUUUGGCUCCUAUGUAUUAUCGUGGUGCUGCUGCUGCUAUUGUUGUUUAUGACAUUACAAGCACGGAUUCUUUUGUACGGGCAAAGAAGUGGGUUAGAGAAGUGCAAAGACAAGCAAAUCCAAAUUUGAUAAUGUUUUUGGUGGCUAACAAGGCUGAUUUGGAAGACCAGAGAAAAGUUGGAAAUGAGGAAGGUGAGGAAUAUGCCAAAGAAAAUGGCAUGUCUUUCUUUGAAACUUCAGCAAAAACAGCACAGAAUGUCAACGAGCUCUUCUAUGAAAUAGGUAAGAGAUUGGCAAAAGCCAACCCUUCGCGUCAAACAGGAAUUAAGCUUCAUGGCAGACCUCGAGAAACGAGAAGAAGACUGUUUUGUUGCGCUUAAGCUUUAUGAACGGAAUAUCUUUAAUCUUUCGCAUUAUAUGUAAUAUAUUAUACUCGAGAAGAACAUAUGUUUGUUCAGUCUGUGUACAUGGUAAGAUCUCACACCCGAAGUGUGGCGGUACCUUUUGUAUCGGCAAACUUCUGAUGUCAUUUAUAUGUGCUUAAUCAUUUACAUGACUCAGUAAUCAGUAGUAAGUGCUAAAUAGAUAACAAAUGGAUAGAUAUUUGGUGCUUCCAUCCGACAAGCACUGCAUAUUUAAAGGAGAUCCAAUUUAGUACAAAACUGUCUAUCCAUUUGAAAGGCACAUUGAUAAUCAAGCAGUGUAUUAAAUGAUUGAAACAUUCUACUAGAGCUUCAUAUGUGAGGAAGAGAUUCAUAUGUGCUUUCAUUGGAGUGUGGUCUUGUUACUUUAUGUUGAGCUAAAAUUUGUAUAUCCACAUGCUCAUUUAAGAA